CCCGGCGCCCAGGGGCGGAGUAGGGCGGGGCGGGCGGCAAACGCAGCACUUUCGCGGCUUUGACAAGCCUGCAGCGGCCGGGCUGGAACGCUGAGCCCGGCCGAGACUGCGCCAUGCAGGAAGCGCCAGCUGCGCUGCCCACGGAGCCAGGCCCCAGCCCGGUACCUGCCUUCCUCGGCAAGCUAUGGGCGCUGGUAGGCGACCCAGGCACCGACCACCUCAUCCGCUGGAGCCCGAGUGGCACCAGCUUCCUCGUAAGUGAUCAGAGCCGCUUCGCCAAGGAAGUACUGCCCCAGUAUUUCAAGCACAGCAACAUGGCGAGCUUUGUCCGCCAACUCAACAUGUGUGAGUCCCUUUGCCAAGCGGGGAGCGGGUUGGGGGGUCACUUAGUGCAGAGAAUGGAAUGUGGAAUGACUCACGCUCACACCCCGCCUUGCCCCGCCCUCCCGCGCACCCGUUCCUCAGAUGGGUUUCGGAAGGUGGUGAGCAUUGAGCAAGGGGGCCUGCUCCGACCAGAGCGUGACCAUGUUGAGUUUCAGCAUCCGAGCUUCGUGCGAGGCCGUGAGCAGCUACUAGAGCGCGUGCGCCGCAAGGUACCUGCGCUGCGAGGCGACGACAGUCGAUGGCGUCCCGAAGACCUGGGCCGACUGCUGGGAGAGGUGCAAGCUUUGAGGGGAGUGCAGGAGAGCACGGAGGCACGGCUGCAGGAACUCAGGCAGCAGAACGAGAUCUUGUGGCGAGAGGUGGUGACGCUGAGGCAGAGCCACCGUCAGCAACACCGGAUCAUCGGCAAGCUAAUCCAGUGCCUGUUUGGGCCACUUCAGACGGGGCCCAGCAGUACAGGAGCCAAGAGAAAACUGUCCCUAAUGCUAGAUGAGGGGAGUGCAUGUUCAGCGUCUGCCAAGUUCAAUGCCUGCCCGGUGUCUGGUGCUCUCCUCCAGGACCCCUACUUUAUUCAGUCGCCCCUUCCAGAGACCACCUUGGGCCUCAGCCCUCACAGGGCCAGAGGGCCCAUCAUCUCUGACAUCCCAGAAGAUUCUCCAUCUCCUGAAGGACACAGGCUUUCUCCUUCCAGUGGUGGCAGGAGGGUGAAGGGCCUGGCACUGCUCAAAGAAGAGCCGGCCAGUCCAGGGGGGGAUGGCGAGGCCGGGCUGGCCCUGGCCCCAAACGAGUGUGACUUCUGCGUGACAGCGCCCCCACCGCUGCCUGUGGCUGUGGUGCAGGCCAUCCUGGAAGGGAAAGGGAGCUACAGCCCUGAGGGGCCCAGGAGUGUACAACAGCCUGAACCAAGGGGCCCCAGGGAGGAACCUGACAGGGGAAAUCUGGGCCUGGAUCGGGGUAACCGGAGUCCAGAGAGUCUGCUAACCCCAAUGUUGCUUCGGCCUCCGCCUGAAACUCUGGAGCCCAUAGCACCGGUGGAUGUGCUGGGCCCUAGCCUGCAAGGCAGAGAAUGGACCUUGAUGGAUCUGGACAUGGAGUUGUCUCUGAUGCAGCCCUUGGGUUCAGAGAGGGCUGAAGCUGAGCUGACUGUCAAGGAGCUGAAUUCUUCAGGUGUAGGGAAAGACCACAUGCUAGGAACCCCGCUCAUGCUAGAUGUUCAGGCAGAUUUAGAGGGUGCAGCCCUCUCUGUGCCUGGGGCUUUAACCUUGUACAACGCCACCGAGAGCAACGCCUCUUACUUGGAUCCUGGAGCCAAUCCCUCCUCUCCCUGAGAUCUGCCGCCUUCUGAAAAAGCCUGGCUAAGGAACCAGCACGCAACGGCACACCCCUUUAGGCUUCCUGGCGCCCCCGCCCGGGAGGUGAGCGAAGCCCCCUGUAUGCGACAGCCUCUCUCCACUACCCCAGUGAAUCCUGCAACAUAAACUGCAUCCUCUACUCUG
Molecule: messenger RNA, 1880 nt
Organism: Mastomys coucha (southern multimammate mouse)
Lineage: Eukaryota; Metazoa; Chordata; Mammalia; Rodentia; Muridae
Gene: Hsf4
Product: heat shock transcription factor 4
Exons: 12
Coding region: 114-1712 (532 amino acids)
Biological process (GO): regulation of DNA-templated transcription
Molecular function (GO): sequence-specific DNA binding; DNA-binding transcription factor activity
Source: RefSeq, a predicted model, not a curated record